Messenger RNA from Pteropus alecto (black flying fox), 4428 nucleotides. It is a transcript of the gene KDM1B, whose product is annotated as lysine demethylase 1B. Gene Ontology annotation, molecular function: protein binding; zinc ion binding; oxidoreductase activity. The transcript is spliced from 22 exons. Bases 231 to 2693 code for a protein of 820 amino acids. The record is from RefSeq and is a predicted model, not a curated record. NCBI's taxonomy places the organism in Eukaryota, Metazoa, Chordata, Mammalia, Chiroptera, Pteropodidae.
CGGGUCACGCCGUCACAGGGGCGGAAGCGGCGGCAGCAGCGGCGGCGGCGGCGGCGGCCGAGCGAGGGCUGCAUCUCGCGGCGCAGAUCCUUCAGUCUUGUGCGCGUGGCGCGCAGCUCCGGAGAGGCGCCCGCAGCCCGGGGCGGCGCGCACUGUCUCACACGCGCUCCGAGCGGUGCCUUCUCCCCGCGACUCCUUGCACCUCUUCAGCGUUCAGAUUUUCUGUUACAAUGGCAACCCCACGGGGGAGAACAAAGAAAAAAGCGUCUUUUGAUCAUUCUCCAGAUAGUCUUCCUUUGAGGAGUUCCGGUAGGCAGGCAAAGAAAAAAGCAACGGAGAUGACAGAUGAGGAUGAAGAUGGUGGGUCAGAGAAGAAGUACAGGAAAUGUGAAAAGGCAGGCUGUACAGCAACGUGCCCCGUGUGCUUUGCAAGUACUUCUGAAAGAUGUGCCAAGAAUGGCUAUACCUCCCGAUGGUAUCACCUCUCCUGUGGGGAGCAUUUCUGUAAUGAAUGUUUUGACCAUUACUACAGAAGCCAUAAGGAUGGAUAUGACAAAUAUACUACAUGGAAAAAGAUAUGGACUAGCAAUGGAAAAACUGAACCUAGUCCCAAAGCUUUCAUGGCAGACCAGCAGCUCCCCUAUUGGGUUCAGUGUACAAAACCUGAUUGUAGAAAAUGGAGGCAACUUACCAAGGAAAUCCAGCUUACUCCACAGAUAGCUAAGACCUACCGCUGUGGUAUGAAACCAAAUACUGCUGCUAAGCCCGAGACCUCAGAUCAUUGUUCCCUCCCAGAGGAUCUAAGAGUGUCGGAAGUUUCCAACCACUGGUGGUACUCCAUGCUCAUUCUACCUCCUUUGCUGAAAGACAGUGUGGCAGCACCCCUGCUCUCUGCCUACUACCCUGACUGUGUUGGCAUGAGCCCCUCCUGCACCAGCACAAACCGUGCAGCCAGUGACACCAGUCCCGGGAAGCUGGAACACUCCAGUGCGGUCCCGUCUGUGCUGGUUCCAGACAUGAACCGGUACUUCCAGCCUUUCUACCAGCCCAACGAGUGUGGCAAAGCCCUGUGCGUGAGGCCAGAUGUGAUGGAGCUGGAUGAGCUCUAUGAGUUCCCAGAGUAUUCCCGAGACCCCACCAUGUACCUGGCUUUGAGGAACCUCAUUCUGGCACUGUGGUACACUAACUGCAAGGAAGCUCUUACUCCUCGUAAGUGUAUUCCCCACAUCAUUGUGCGGGGCCUUGUGCGCAUUCGAUGUGUUCAGGAAGUGGAAAGGAUCCUUUAUUUUAUGACGAGAAAAGGUCUCAUCAACACGGGUGUUCUCAGUGUCGGCGCUGACCAGCAUCUUCUUCCUAAAGAUUACCACAACAAAUCAGUCAUCAUUAUCGGGGCUGGUCCAGCAGGAUUAGCAGCUGCUAGGCAACUACAUAACUUUGGAAUUAAGGUGACUGUCCUGGAAGCCAAAGACAGAAUUGGAGGCCGAGUGUGGGAUGAUCGGUCUUUUAAAGGCCUCACGGUGGGAAGAGGUGCCCAGAUUGUCAAUGGCUGUGUUAACAACCCAAUAGCGCUUAUGUGUGAACAACUUGGCAUCAGCAUGCAUAAAUUUGGAGAAAGAUGUGACUUAAUUCAGGAAGGUGGAAGAAUUACUGACCCCACUAUUGACAAGCGCAUGGAUUUUCAUUUUAAUGCUCUCUUGGAUGUUGUCUCUGAGUGGAGGAAGGAUAAGACUCAGCUCCAAGAUGUCCCUUUAGGAGAAAAAAUAGAGGAGAUCUACAAAGCUUUUAUUAAGGAAUCUGGAAUCCAAUUUAGUGAACUAGAAGAACAGGUGCUUCAGUUCCACCUCAGUAACCUGGAAUAUGCCUGUGGCAGCAACCUCCAUCAGGUGUCUGCUCGCUCCUGGGACCACAACGAGUUCUUUGCCCAGUUUGCUGGUGACCACACCCUCCUCACUCCUGGCUACUCUGUCAUUAUCGAAAAGCUAGCUGAAGGACUAGAUAUUCGGCUCCAAUCUCCAGUACAGAGUAUUGAUUAUUCUGGUGAUGAAGUGCAAGUUACUUUGACAGAUGGGACAGGAUGUACAGCACAAAAGGUAUUAGUCACUGUACCACUGGCCUUACUGCAGAAAGGUGCCAUUCAGUUUAAUCCACCACUGUCAGACAAGAAGAUGAAGGCUAUCAACAGCUUAGGUGCCGGCAUCAUUGAAAAGAUUGCCUUGCAAUUUCCUUAUAGAUUUUGGGACAGUAAAGUUCAAGGGGCUGACUUUUUUGGUCACGUCCCUCCUAGUGCCAGCAAGCGAGGGCUUUUUGCUGUAUUCUAUGAUAUGGAUCCCCAGAAGAAGCACAGUGUGUUGAUGUCAGUGAUUGCUGGGGAGGCGGUGGCAUCCAUUAGGAACCUGGACGACAAGCAGGUGCUGCAGCAGUGUAUGGCCACGCUCCGGGAACUAUUCAAGGAGCAGGAAGUCCCAGAUCCCACAAAGUAUUUUGUCACUCGGUGGAGCACAGACCCCUGGAUCCAGAUGGCAUACAGUUUUGUGAAGACAGGUGGGAGCGGUGAAGCCUACGAUAUCAUUGCUGAAGAAAUACAAGGAACCAUCUAUUUUGCAGGCGAGGCAACAAACAGGCAUUUUCCACAAACAGUUACAGGGGCAUAUUUGAGUGGUGUUCGAGAAGCAAGCAAGAUUGCAGCAUUUUAAAUAGAAUUUGUCUGGAUCCAGCUUUCUUCUGUACCCGUGGGAAAGUUUGAAACACGUUUAACCUCACUUUCAUAAAAUCAAACAACAAAACCCUCCCUGGAUAGCAAAACUGAAAUGUUUCUAAGGUAGUUUGAUAAUGUAAACCCAUGUCACCACUCAGAAAACACUGGCCCAAGAAUCAUUUUAUAAGCACUUAUAUUUAAUUGCAUUUUCUACAAGUAUGACUAGCACUAAAUCUGGAUUUCAGGAUAAGGCAAAUUUUGAACUAAAAACCUCAGAUAUGAUUCAUGGUUGGAGAUCCCCUUUAAAUUUGAAUUUCUGUUUGGCCCAUCAACUUUCACACAUUGAGAAACCAAGUCAAUUAAGCAGGAAUCAUUUAAAAACCAGAUAAAGCCAUGUAUUUUCUAUGACAAUUUUCUUUGCCAGUGAGCCUUAAGACUUUUAUAUAGCUCCAAUAUUGAGCUUUUACUUAAAAUCUAGAUAGAAAUCUUUCCUUUUUGGAUACAGCACAAACUCUUCAAAGGUAAAUGAAGCUUCUAGACUAUUUUAUACACAUUUCUUCUCAUUGGGUGUUCUAAAGAAAUUUAAAUUCAGGUAUCUUUUGUGACAAAACAUUUUAGAUUUAUGCACUCAUUGGCAAAACAGCAAAAUUUUCAAUUCCCUGAACAGUACAAGUUUGUACCAUGGAAAAUGGGGCAGAGAUAGUGUGGUCUUCAUACUUUAGACAGAGACUAUGGUUAUUUUUCAUAAGAGCCAAGUUUGGGCAGAUGGCACAUUUUAAAUAGCCUUAAUUUUGGCAAACACUAGCAAAAAUGUCCUGUUAGAAUAAAUUAGUAAAAGCCUCUUCUCAAAGCCUCUUUUUAAAAUAACUGAUUCAAUCUAUAGGAAUAUUUUUUACGGAAUUGUUUUCAGUAUUCCAUAGGCAGGUCCACUGGAAAACUGCAGAUAUCCUGGUAAAUAUUACACAUUUUAUAAGCCAUAUCAUAAGAGCCUGAGAACAUGGCAAAAAUUUUUUUUUUCACUCAUGGCCAAAAAAUGUCAUUUAAAAAUUAACACUGGUUUCAGGGUCUUUAGGAUGCUUAUCUUGCCAAGAAAUUUCAGUUUACAUUAGAAAUAUGGAUAACCUAAGUGCUUUUAUUUUAAUGACUUUAAAGCCACUUUUCAAAAUAUUAGGUAUUUUUAAAAUUUAAUGUCAGCUUAUAAAGUAUCAUAUAUAAAAAUUGUAUGGUGAACUUAGACACACCUCCCUCCCCAUCAAAAUAAAUGAAAAUAUGGUAUAGUAGUUUCAAAGUUAACAGAAAAAUGUUGACAUUUGGGUUAUGAGACUCAAUGGUACUAUUUGGGAAGUAUUCUGCUUUAAAGUGUUAUAUAUUAAAAUGUUUAAAGAAUAGCAUGUGUUAAGUGAUAAAUGCAAAAUACUUUACGUUUGAAAUGGUUCCCAGUAAAUUUUUACCUUAGUCCUCGGCAUAAAAGUUGUGCUACAAACUAAGGAAAAAUCUACUUAAUAAAGAAUGGUAAAUAUAUAUUUAAAAAACCCUCAUUUCCUGUCUCAAGUGACAUCUGACAUAUUGUUCAAGGAACCAUGGUACUUUUAUUGAGUUACUCUGAAUGUUUUUCAUUGUUCUGAAGGUUUUAUAAUUGAGUAGCAGUGAAUAUACAACACUUUAACUUCAGAUUGUAAACAGCUGGUUGUAUAAAACUACUUAAUAAAAACUAGACUUGUUUUUCAAAUACA